Molecule: messenger RNA, 1065 nt
Organism: Catharus ustulatus (Swainson's thrush)
Lineage: Eukaryota; Metazoa; Chordata; Aves; Passeriformes; Turdidae
Gene: GPR87
Product: G protein-coupled receptor 87
Exons: 2
Coding region: 1-1065 (354 amino acids)
Biological process (GO): G protein-coupled receptor signaling pathway
Cellular component (GO): membrane
Molecular function (GO): G protein-coupled purinergic nucleotide receptor activity
Source: RefSeq, a predicted model, not a curated record
AUGGGGUACAAUUUGUCCUAUGGAAAACUGCCAGAGAGCCAGCUCAGCGCGGACAACAGCAGCUCGGCCAACGGCAGCGCCGCGGGGCGCCCUGCCCGCGACGAGUUCACCACCAUCGUGCUGCCCCUGCUCUACCUCCUCAUCUUCCUGGCCAGCCUGCUGCUCAACGGGCUGGCCGUCUGGAUCUUCUUCCACAUCAGGAACAAAACCAGCUUCAUCUUUUACCUCAAGAACAUCGUGGUGGCAGACCUGCUGAUGACGCUGACGUUCCCCUUCAAGAUCAUCCAGGACUCGCGGCUGGGGCCGUGGCACUUCAACUCGCUGCUGUGCCGCUACAGCGCCGUGCUCUUCUACGCCAACAUGUACACCACCAUCGUCUUCCUGGGGCUCAUCAGCAUCGACCGCUACCUCAAGGUGGUGAAGCCCUUCGGGGACUCCAGGAUGUACAGCAUCACCUUCACCAAGGUGCUGUCAGCCUGCGUCUGGGUGGUGAUGGCGUUCCUGGCGCUGCCCAACCUCAUCCUCACCAACGGGUACCCCACCCGCAGGAACGUGGACGACUGCCUGAAGCUCAAGUCGCCCCUGGGAGUCAAGUGGCACUCGGCUGUCGUCUACAUCAACACCUGCAUGUUCGUGGUGGUGCUGGUGGUGCUGAUAGGCUGCUACAUUGCCAUCUCCAGGUACAUCUAUAAAUCCAGCAAGCAGUUCAUCAGCUCCUCCAGCCGCAAGAGGAAGCACAACCAGAGCAUCAGGGUGGUCGUGGCCGUGUUCUUCACCUGCUUUCUGCCCUACCACUUGUGCCGGAUACCCUUCACUUUCAGUCAUCUGGACAAAAUUUUAGAUGACUCUGCACAUAAAAUCCUGUACUACUGUAAGGAAAUGACGCUGUUCCUGUCCGCGUGCAAUGUCUGCCUGGACCCAAUCAUUUAUUUUUUCAUGUGUCGCUCAUUCUCGCGGCGGCUGUUCAGGAAAUCCAACAUGAGAACCAGGAGCGAGAGCAUCAGGUCCCUGCAGAGCGUCAGGAGGUCAGAGGUGCGCAUCUACCACGAGUACACCGACGUCUGA